ACCCAGCCCAUUACGAGCCGAAGAAAUACGGUAGAAUCUUUAAUGUUGUUGAUAACUAAAAACUGGGUUGAGUUGAGCUAACGCUAUCUGUUAUUAGAGGGUGAGUUAAACGAUUAUACUGUAUUAUUUAGACAAGCAAACUGGAUCUUUGAGUUCGUUUUAGCAUCACUGAAAUAUAUUCUUGCAGCUGCUUGGCUAACUGAAAGUCCACCAUCUUUCAGAUUUGUACUGUUACUGUGAUUCUGAAAGUAUUGCUGGUCUGUCAUCAUCUUCAGGAUCCAUGUCUUUUUUGCGUUGGGUGUCAGAGAAACUCAGUGUGGAAAGCCUGAGGGAUCUGGAAUUAUUUGGAGAGCAAACUCAGGCAAGCCCACUAAGGAAAGCCCAUGAGAACAGUGAAGAGUCUCUGAACCCUAUCACACGCAGGGACACCAUGGGAAGCUUUCUGCCAGACAGCAGCGCUUAUGAGCUGCUCACUGUCAUAGGUCGAAGUUUGGAGGACUUGAUGACAGUUAAUCUGGCCAGGUACAAACCUACAGGGGAGCAUGUGGCUAUUCGACGCAUUGACCUGGAUUUGUGUACCAAUGACAUGGUCAAUUACUUACAGGGAGAACUCCAUGUCUCAAAGCUGUUUCACCACCCCUGUAUCCUCCCAUACAAGAGUGUCUUUAUUGCUGAGAAUGAACUAUGGGUGAUCACACCCUUCAUGGCCUACGGAUCUGCACGUGACAUAAUCAGUACACAUUUCGCUGACGGCUUAAGUGAGCAGACAAUUGCCUACAUAUUGCUGGGUGUUUUAAGAGCCCUGGAGUACAUACAUCAGAUGGGUUAUGUUCACCGGAGUGUGAAAGCAAGCCAUGUGCUGAUUUCGGCAGAUGGACAAGUGUAUCUGUCUGGUCUCAGAAGUAUCUUUAGUUUGAUCCGUCAUGGUCAGAGAGCACGUGUUGUCCAUGAUUUCCCUCAGUACAGUGUUAAAGUGCUACCUUGGCUUAGUCCAGAGGUUCUGCAGCAGAACCUUCAGGGAUAUGACUUCCGCUCCGAUAUUUAUAGUUUGGGCAUCACUGCAUGCGAGCUAGCUAAUGGACACGUACCCUUUAAAGAUAUGCCUGCUACACAGAUGUUGUUAGAAAAGUUGAAUGGUACAGUCCCCUGCCUGCUGGACACCACCACCAUUCCCCCUGAAGAACUUUGCAUGAAGCCAUCUCGCUCAGGGGCCGACUCUGGGAUCUGCGAGGGCCCCUGCGCUGGUGGAGCUCGCCACACUAAUGGAGAACCCUCAUCCUUCUCUGGGGCAAACCCUUACAGCCGGACCUUCAGUCCUCACUUCCAUGCCUUUGUGGAACUUUGUCUACAGAGAGACCCUGAGAAAAGACCCUCUGCCAGCACUCUGAUAGGCCAUUCCUUCUUUAAACAGAUUAAACGCAGACCAUCUGAGGCUCUUCCUGAGCUUCUGCGUCCAGUUUCCCCAAUCAGCAGUCUAGAGUGCAUUCAAACUCAGGAUUCCCCUACUGGGCUGGCCAGUCUGGAGUCUGAUCUCAGCCAGCUGGAUGUUGAUGACUGGGACUUCUAAGUAGAUAAGAGAUGGAGGGGAUGAUGGAAUAGAUAUAAAGGGCUUAUUAACCACAGGACUUGAUGGGACCCUUAUGAGAAAGCAUGAUUGGGAGUUGAGGAUGAUUUUGCUGUUAUAAAAAAAAAGGAAAAAAAAAAAAGGGGAAGACUUUGUGAUUUGAAUGUGGAAUAAAUGUUAUGAGGAGAUUCUUUUCAAAGAAUCUACAAGGGACUCUGGAAUGUUUCUUGUUGUUGUAUUUGUGUAUGUCAAGUACAAGGAGAAGCAGUUUCUUACAAAGAAAUGAAAAGCCAGCAGUCGCCAUAGCCUUGCUAAAGCAUUCAGACUAACUGAAAGAUGCAUGAACUGAAAGCCUGAGGCACCCACUCCUCAAGCCUACAUUUUGAUUACUCUUACAGACUUGUCAUGUUACAAUGGUGAUCACUUGAGGCUACUGAAACUUGUUCUAUGUGCUUUAACAGAACUAAUAACACUCUAUGAAUGUCUGCUAGCAUAGUGCAGCUGCCAGCAACACAGGAAUUGCAAGAGCUUUGUUCAUACAUAAAGCAGGGCCAAAGGGCACAUCAAAUCGGUGAAUUUUCAUCUGUCCAAGUGGAUUUGUUAAGUGAGGCAUAAAGAGCUGUGAAGUCAACCCAGAAUUAAAUGGGUUGAUUCAGAUUACCUGAAGAUAACACUGUCUAAUCUAUGGGUUGAUUGUGGGGAUCAAAGCCAUCAACUUCCCUGCGAGUUGAAGUUCCCUGCAAAUUAAAUUUCCCUGUUGAAAUUUCUUCCCCUUCUCAUAAAUAGUAAUUCCAUCAGAAAAAAACACAGAAAUACACAGCAUCAAGUGGUACCUUAAAUGCUGGAAGACAAGAAUCUGUUCUUUUCUUGCUAUCUGUUACAACCAUCCAUUUAAAAAACUGAGUUCUGCUGUAUUGUAGCAGAUUAAUUUCUGUUCUUGGCAUGCGAUACAGAAGAAAGUACUUCAAUGGACAUGUCUGUGUUUAUUAUCAGCUAAUUUACCAAUGUGUAAAUGAAAUAAAUGUUGUAAUUGCGCAAAUGUCAGUUCUUGUUUUCAUUGUAAAGAAAAAUGACCAGUGCUGCUUGUUACAUAAAUUAAUUCCACAUCUACUUGCAUUAAAGCUUAUGGGCUCUAUUUUCAUGA
Molecule: messenger RNA, 2708 nt
Organism: Myxocyprinus asiaticus (Chinese sucker)
Lineage: Eukaryota; Metazoa; Chordata; Actinopteri; Cypriniformes; Catostomidae
Product: STE20-related kinase adapter protein alpha-like
Exons: 13
Coding region: 281-1567 (428 amino acids)
Biological process (GO): protein phosphorylation
Molecular function (GO): protein serine/threonine kinase activator activity; protein kinase activity; ATP binding
Source: RefSeq, a predicted model, not a curated record